Haplochromis burtoni (Burton's mouthbrooder) is the source of this 851-nucleotide messenger RNA. Its product is annotated as transcriptional enhancer factor TEF-5. Gene Ontology annotation, cellular component: transcription regulator complex. The record is from RefSeq and is a predicted model, not a curated record. Gene Ontology annotation, molecular function: DNA-binding transcription factor activity, RNA polymerase II-specific; RNA polymerase II cis-regulatory region sequence-specific DNA binding. NCBI's taxonomy places the organism in Eukaryota, Metazoa, Chordata, Actinopteri, Cichliformes, Cichlidae. Gene Ontology annotation, biological process: regulation of transcription by RNA polymerase II; embryonic organ development; hippo signaling.
CUCCAACCUCCGCCAAAAGUCAGAGUUCUGCUUGCUUGGCAUAAGGUGUCGUUCUUUGAUUCGGGUUCUCGCUUCUGAGGCGUAUUUCUUUAAAUUGCAAAGUCACAUUUUGGUGGCUAAAUUGCUUUUUGCCAUUAGAAAACGAGGAAAAUAGUACAUUUCAAAAAUCUGAAUUGACAUGUUUGUAAUUGAGAAACAAUGUGUACUUUCAAAAUAAUGAUAAUUUACAAAAAAAAUACUCCAGGUAAUUUAGACACCAAUUGACUGCAUUUGGAUCAUUUUUUUUGCUACGUUUCAAGUUUCUCAUAGUAAAUUUUAAUCUAAAUUGUCCAUGUGUACUCUUGCAACUUGAAUCUCUUCAUUCUGUUUUCCUGUGGUGAGCCUUAUAACACACUGACCUUGAUUUUUUUUUCUGUACUUCUCUUUGCUUCCUUCUGACAGCUGCUCUUUCAAACAAACAUCUUCAAAACAAUGUUGUAUUGAUACUUUACAAUAGAUUGAAUGUUGAGCUAAGCUAAUGUUAACUUUAUUUAGAAUAGACUAAUUAAUCAUUUAUGAAACAUACACAAACAGUGUCAUUGUUUUGUAUUAUCAUUAGGAUAGCAUACUGCAUUGGAUUAUGCCGAGGUUAGGCUGCCACCUUGUGGCUGACUCCUCUUGUUUCUCUCUGUCAACCUGCAGGAUCAGGCAUCUAAGGACAAAGCCCUGCAGAACAUGGCAGCGCUGUCAUCUGCACAGAUCGUCUCUCCGAGUAUAAUAAAUAAACAUCUUCCACCACUGCCUCCGGCCCCGUAUCCACCAGCCAGAUUCUGGCCUGCUCAAAUCCCAGGACAGCCUGGACCUUCUCAGGA